Messenger RNA from Pan troglodytes (chimpanzee), 2730 nucleotides. It is a transcript of the gene TANK, whose product is annotated as TRAF family member associated NFKB activator. Gene Ontology annotation, biological process: negative regulation of canonical NF-kappaB signal transduction. Lineage: Eukaryota; Metazoa; Chordata; Mammalia; Primates; Hominidae. The transcript is spliced from 9 exons. The record is from RefSeq and is a predicted model, not a curated record. Bases 623 to 2074 code for a protein of 483 amino acids.
GGAGAAUUUGUAUGCGUGAGCGAGAGGGACGCGCUGACAGUAGGGGCGCCGCAGGGAGAGAAGCCGAGGAGCAGCGGAGACAACCAAUUUGCAGUUUGGGGAGGGAUUUUGUGCGGGAGAAACCACGCGAGUCCUUCCCCCGGAGCGGACUCCUUGUGGGUUGGUUUCCGGGCCCGCGAUGUCAGCAUAGCAUCGUCGGCCUCUGCCCCAACGGCUUCAAGGGAGGGACUCGUCCCGGCUGCUUUGCCCGGGAAAUGGGGGUGGAAGGGCCUGCGGUGUCGAGGUGGUUGCACAAUUCCCCUCUGCCUUCCUGUGGGGUGUCAUCAUAGCCUGGUCAAUGAGAAGUUGGGUAACUUCCCAGAGGGUCACGGAGGGAGUGGGUGGCCAAGGCAGGAAGAACAGAAGCCAACCCCGCCCACAGUGGGAACCCAGGCGUUAGGUAGAGUCCUCACGCCGGUGUAAACUGACUAGCAACGAGUUACAGGCAAAAAAGCUGUGCUUUUCUAGAAGUAGAAAGGGGGAGGACAAUCAAAGAAGAGCUGUGCCUUUAUUGUUAUGCUAUAACGAGCAAAAGUAAAGCAGCCUUGCUAUGUAAAGUGGUGUUUAUCUCACCUCACAGGAGAUGCUUUUGACAAGUUAUAAUAAGGGAGAGAUGGUAGUAAAGGAAGUGAAGAAGCGACGUGAAAUUGAAGGAAAAGAAAAUGACCUGCCUCCUUACCGCGGUUGGAAUACACACCCAAACGAGAGACCUGUCAUUUACUCCAUCCUUUAUAGUGAUGCUACAGGACGAAGAGGAAUGGAUAAAAACAUUGGCGAGCAACUCAAUAAAGCGUAUGAAGCCUUCCGGCAGGCUUGCAUGGAUAGAGAUUCUGCAGUAAAAGAAUUACAGCAAAAGACUGAGAACUAUGAGCAGAGAAUACGUGAACAACAGGAACAGCUGUCACUUCAACAGACUAUUAUUGACAAGCUAAAAUCUCAGUUACUUCUUGUGAAUUCCACUCAAGAUAACAAUUAUGGCUGUGUUCCUCUGCUUGAAGACAGUGAAACAAGAAAGAAUAAUUUGACUGUUGAUCAGCCACAAGAUAAAGUGAUUUCAGGAAUAGCAAGAGAAAAACUACCAAAGGUAAGAAGACAAGAGGUUUCUUCUCCUAGAAAAGAAACUUCAGCAAGGAGUCUUGGCAGUCCUUUGCUCCAUGAAAGGGGUAAUAUAGAGAAGACUUUCUGGGAUCUGAAAGAAGAAUUUCAUAGAAUAUGCAUGCUAGCAAAAGCACAGAAAGACCACUUAAGCAAACUUAAUAUACCAGACACUGCAACUGAAACACAGUGCUCUGUGCCUAUACAGUGUACGGAUAAAACAGAUAAACAAGAAGCGCUGUUUAAGCCUCAGGCUAAAGAUGAUAUAAAUAGAGGUGCACCAUCCAUCACAUCUGUCACACCAAGAGGACUGUGCAGAGAUGAGGAAGACACCUCUUUUGAAUCACUUUCUAAAUUCAAUGUCAAGUUUCCACCUAUGGACAAUGACUCAACUUUCUUACAUAGCACUCCAGAGAGACCCGGCAUCCUUAGUCCUGCCACGUCUGAGGCAAUGUGCCAAGAGAAAUUUAAUAUGGAGUUCAGAGACAACCCAGGGAACUUUGUUAAAACAGAAGAAACUUUAUUUGAAAUUCAGGGAAUUGACCCCAUAGCUUCAGCUAUACAAAACCUUAAAACAACUGACAAAACAAAGCCCUCAAAUCUUGUAAACACUUGUAUCAGGACAACUCUGGAUAGAGCUGCGUGUUUGCCACCUGGAGACCAUAAUGCAUUAUAUGUAAAUAGCUUCCCACUUCUGGACCCAUCUGAUGCACCUUUUCCCUCACUCGAUUCCCCGGGAAAAGCUAUCCGAGGACCACAGCAGCCCAUUUGGAAGCCCUUUCCUAAUCAAGACAGUGACUCGGUGGUACUAAGUGGCACAGACUCAGAACUGCAUAUACCUCGAGUAUGUGAAUUCUGUCAAGCAGUUUUCCCACCAUCCAUUACAUCCAGGGGGGAUUUCCUUCGGCAUCUUAAUUCACACUUCAAUGGAGAGACUUAAGACACAUUUGAAAACAGACAUAUCAAGUUCUAUGUGAUGAUUUUGGGUUUUUAAUACUAUAAAUACUUGAUUGUAAACUAAAUUCAAGAUCAUUUAUAGGAAAAUCUAGUUUCACAGCUAUUUGAAUUUUUUUCUGGAUUUACUAUAUAACUCUUAUUUUUUAAAAGAUCAUUCUGUUCUUUCAAGGAGAAAUAAGCCUAAAAGAAGAAAAACAAAAAAAAAAUUCUGUAUAAAACUGUAAUCCUUUGUAUUCAUGUUUACAGUGCUAUUACUAUAAUUCAAAAUUAUGUAUGUGACUUAGAGUUAUAUAAUCAUAAUUUAUGUUUAUUUCAAAUAUCUAAGUUUAUUGCUUGGAUUUCUAGUGAGAGCUGUUGAAUUUGGUGAUGUCAAAUGUUUCUAGGGUUUUUUUAGUUUGUUUUUAUUGAAAAAUUUAAUUAUUUAUGCUAUAGGUGAUAUUCUCUUUGAAUAAACCUAUAAUAGAAAAUAGCAGACAACAUAAACAUCUUUGUAAAUAUCAAACCUAAUGCAUUUCUUGUCCAGUGAUAAAACAACUGGUAGAAUUAUUUAAACACUUUAGAUUUUUAAAUAAUAUACAUGGCUUUAAUUUUUACUGUGUGUAUAGCUACAUGAUGAAAUUAAUUAAAUAUUAAGAGGUA